CCAAUUGUUUUCUAAUUACUUUGUUUUAUAUUCUUUUGAUAGUUGGUUGUUUCUUCUUUCGGAUUAAUUGAUUUAUUGGAUUUUCUUUUUCUAUUGUUUUAAGUUGUCUGAUUAUCUUUUCCAUUUUUUUGUUUGUUCUUUGGUGGAAAGAAAGAGUUGGACAAAACGUUCUUUUCUAUUUGAUUUUGAUUUUGGUUUUCUCUUUUUUUGCUUUUGGUUGCGCGACAUGUUUGGUUAUUCGUUUAUUGCUUUGGGCUUUUUUGGCCUGAUUGUUCCGUUGCUGAUUAAUUUGGUUCCUUUGGUUGAUUGUCUUGAUAAUGGAUUAGCUCGGACACCGCCUAUGGGCUGGAUGACAUGGGCCAAAUUUUCCUGUAUUGUUAAUUGUACCGCUCAACCUGAUGAUUGUAUUUCUGAUAAGCUGAUCCGUUCAAUGGCUUCCGUUAUGGUUUCAGAGGGUUAUCUUGAUGCUGGUUAUAAUUAUAUUAAUAUUGACGAUUGUUGGUCUGAAAUGGAACGUGAUUCUAUAACCUCUGCCCUGUUACCUGAUCAUGAAAGAUUCCCUUAUGGGAUGAGAAAUUUAUCCAAUUUUGUUCAUUCAAUUGGUCUCAGGUUUGGUAUGUAUGGUGACAUUGGAACCAAAACAUGUCAAGGUUAUCCUGGUUUUUGGAUUGGUAAUGGAUCAGCAAGUGAUUAUUUCCUUCUUGAUAGUGAAACCUUUGCCUCUUGGGGAGUUGAUUCACUUAAGGUUGAUGGUUGUUACCAAGAUAUCGAUAUAUUUGACAAAAUCUAUCCAAGACUUGGUGAGAUGCUCAAUUUUACCGGUCGUCCCAUGUUGUAUUCAUGUUCAUGGCCGGCAUAUCAAGUCUAUGUCUCAAGGGAACCAGAUUAUGCCUCUAUUGCCAAAUAUUGUAACUUAUGGCGUAACUUUGAUGAUAUUGAACUUAGCUUCCAUUCAAUUUUAUCCAUAAUUGAAUUUUUCGCCAAAAAUCAUGAUGAUUUUGUACGAUAUCAAACUCCAGGUGCUUGGUUCGAUCCAGAUAUGAUUAUCAUUGGUAAUGAAGAACUGACCCUUGGUCAAGCUCGAGUUCAAAUGGCUGUCUGGUCAAUCUUAGCUGCUCCAUUAUUAAUGUCCAAUGACCUAAGGAAAAUUAAACCCGAAUUUAAAGAGAUACUUUUAAAUAGGAAGAUAAUCGCUGUUGAUCAAGAUCCUAUGGGUAUUAUGGGUGAAAGAGUUUACAAUUCAACUGACCUACAAAUUUGGGUUAAACCCAUUGAACCUUUGGUUGAAAGUAAACCCAGUUUCGCAAUUGCCUAUGUAAACUUAGGUGGAGCUCAGAAUUUCUCAUUUAAACUUGGUGAUAUAUUAACUGGUAAAAAUGCUGCAUCAAGUUACUCAAUUGAAGAUUUGUUUGGAGAUGAACAUCUUAGCUCACCUUUAACCCUUUCAGCCAAUUUGACCCUUAAGGUUGGAGGUGAUGGAGAUGCCCGAAUGGUCAAGAUUAUACCAAGAGAUGGUCUCGUCCUUGAACCAAUGUCCUCUAACGAAGUUGAUCAAUUUUGAUAACUUACAUGAUAACAAUUGAGAAAAAUAUAAAAACUAAACUCUGGAUACAAUCAACUUUUUUCCCUCCCACCGAUAGACAAUAUUAAUCAUUGAUUCCUAUUAACUAUAUUUUCCUAUCAACAAUUAACCUUUUGCAUACUCAAUUUACAGCUAAUUUACUCACACAAUAGUUUAUCUACCUUAACCCAUUAAAAUUAACCACUAUGAAAAUUUAAACAA
Messenger RNA from Panonychus citri (citrus red mite), 1783 nucleotides. RefSeq names its product alpha-N-acetylgalactosaminidase-like. Lineage: Eukaryota; Metazoa; Arthropoda; Arachnida; Trombidiformes; Tetranychidae. Gene Ontology annotation, biological process: oligosaccharide metabolic process; glycosylceramide catabolic process; glycoside catabolic process. The coding region runs from base 227 to 1561 and encodes 444 amino acids. Gene Ontology annotation, molecular function: alpha-galactosidase activity. The transcript has 6 exons. Gene Ontology annotation, cellular component: cytoplasm. The record is from RefSeq and is a predicted model, not a curated record.